Eruca vesicaria subsp. sativa (arugula) is the source of this 2362-nucleotide messenger RNA. The record is from the annotation of a GenBank genome assembly. NCBI's taxonomy places the organism in Eukaryota, Viridiplantae, Streptophyta, Magnoliopsida, Brassicales, Brassicaceae.
GCUCAAAACUUUCUCGAGAUUUCUCGAGAAAUUUUGAAAAGAGACGGUUAGAUCUAAAAACAGAUCAGUUUCUAUUGAUCCAUCGCUUCACGGAAUUUGAUUCCGAGGUUCUUUUGCUGAAUGGAGUAUUAGGUGGUUUGGGAUUCAUUUAGCUUCAAUAUGAAUUCGGUUGGCAAGAUGUGAUUUACAAAGGCCCUUCGUUUCCGAGUUCCUGAAACCGUGCAGGAACUUGGUUCUAUUUUAAAACUACACGGAAAGAAGAUUAAAAAGGUUGAGCUCUUAAGGAUUUUAGUAUAUAGAAGUUGUUUGUACAGUUGGAAUGUCAAUUGGUAGUGUAGCUUUUAGUCCAGCCCUGGAAGAAGUUGUCAACUUUCCAGGUUUUAUUGGACGGUUUGGUUUGGACUUAGACGACCCAAUCCUGAUAUUCCUGUCUCUUUCCGGAUCUCUGAGUCCCUUGCGGGUCAUGGAGUCGGAUUUGAUAGCAUCCGUUAAACUAAGGAUUCAGAGUAUCAAGGGAUUUUUUGUGAAGAAGCAGAAGCUGGGGUAUGAAGCUCGAAAUGAUUCCCAAGUUCGAGAUUGUGGUCUUGCUGCUGAUGAGAAACUGUUGGAUUUGGUUAUUAGGCUUUCUGAUCUCCAAGCCAUUUCUGUAAAGACUUUUGGUGGGAAGGAGUUUGAGCUCUUUGUUGAGAGGAGCAGAAACGUUGGUUACUUGAAACAGAAAAUAGCUUUGAAGGAAAGCGAGCUUGGGGAUACAGGGGAUCAUGAACUCACGUUAGAUGGUGAAGAGCUAGAUGACCAGAGACUCAUCACUGAUCUCUGUAAAAAUGGAGAGAAUGUGAUUCACUUGCUGAUUAGGAAAUCCACUAAAGUCAGAGCAAAACCAGUGGAGAAGGAUUUUGAGGUUUCGAUUGAAGAUGUAACUCACAAGCACAACUCAGUGGAUGGUAGAAGAAGACUCAUAUCACCACAAGAAAAGCCUAAAGAUUUCUUCGUGGAGCCUCUUGUUGUUAACCAUGAAUUUGAACUGCCUUCACUGCUCAAAGAGCUUAUUAGCUCAACUAUAGAGGGCUUGGAGAAUGGAAAUGGCCCGAUCAAAUCAUCUGAUGGAUCAGGUGGAGCUUACUUCAUGCAAGAUGCAUCCGGAAACAAAUAUGUAUCCGUCUUCAAACCCAUUGAUGAGGAGCCAAUGGCUGUGAACAAUCCCCACGGACAGCUUGUUUCAGUUGACGGUGAGGGACUAAAGAAAGGCACACAGGUUGGUGAAGGAGCUUUCAGAGAGGUAGCAGCUUACAUUUUGGACUAUCCCAUGACCGGACCACGAACUUUUCCUCAUGACCAACCAGGUUUCGCUGGAGUUCCGCCAACAACAAUGGUUAAAUGUUUGCACAAAGACUUCAACCAUCCCAAUGGUUAUAGUUUCUCUCCUGAGAACACAAAGAUUGGUUCAUUGCAGAUGUUUGUGAAUAAUGUUGGAACUUGUGAAGAUAUGGGAUACAGAGUCUUCCCAGUUGAUCAGGUUCACAAGAUAUCGGUUCUAGACAUUAGGAUGGCUAAUGCAGAUCGUCAUGGUGGUAACAUUUUGGUUAGCCGAGAUGGAGAAGAUGGUCAGAUCGUGCUUACUCCUAUCGAUCACGGCUAUUGCUUCCCAAACAAGUUUGAAGACUGCACAUUCGAGUGGCUAUACUGGCCUCAAGCAAAAGAGCCAUACUCUUUAGAGACAUUGGAAUACAUCAAAACCUUGGACCCUGAGGAAGACAUUGAGCUUCUGAGAAUCCACGGUUGGGAGAUUCCGCCUUCAUGCGCUCGUGUCUUCCGCAUCUCGACCAUGCUUCUCAAGAAAGGUGCUGCAAAGGGUCUUACACCUUUUGCCAUCGGAAGCAUCAUGUGCAGAGAAACACUAAAGAAAGAAUCUGUGAUUGAACAAAUCAUCAAUGAUGCAGAAGCUUUAGUGCCCCCAGAGAGAACCGAAGAGGAGUUUAUCAGCACCGUCUCUGCUAUUAUGGAUUGCUGCCUCGACCAGUAUUCCCGGAACUGAAAGUAUCUUUAUGACUGAUAAACAGUUGUAUAUCCAGUGUCCGUAAUAAUAAAUAAAUGUCACUGUCUUAAACUCAACCUUGGUUUUUAGAAACAGUGGUUUAGUAUGAUAUUUGGGUUUGCAGAAUCACCAUGCUUCUGUGUUUGGGGUUCAAUAACGUUCGUGUUUACUUCUAUACACAAUAACUGUCUUAUUCAGUUCUGGAUGAUGAACAAGUCUUUUACAUCUAUACAACAUUAUGGAUUAAAGUUGGUCACAGAUGGUUUCUCACGGUUAGUUUAACUAACAAAUUGGAGUUGAUUCUUCUAUAAUGUAUGAUUAAUGAGG